Messenger RNA from Xiphophorus couchianus (Monterrey platyfish), 2652 nucleotides. Its product is annotated as testis-expressed protein 9. The record is from RefSeq and is a predicted model, not a curated record. The transcript has 12 exons. The coding region runs from base 1235 to 2434 and encodes 399 amino acids. NCBI's taxonomy places the organism in Eukaryota, Metazoa, Chordata, Actinopteri, Cyprinodontiformes, Poeciliidae.
UGUCUGAGGAUAAAUGCGGUUCAGUUUCAUUGCUUAGUUUAAACAAUAAAAUAUUAAAAUCAUUAAAAACCCCCCCUAAAACAUCGGGUUCGAUGCUUCUUGGUCUAAAUAACGCAAACUUUGACGCAAAGUUAAUUUUUAUACAUGCCGACUUGUGCGUAAAAUAUGGCGCCGCACAUAUUUUGUGCGCACGCACGCUUUAUGCACGAGGACUCUGGUCUUAAUUUGAGCGACUUCUUUUGUUGUUCUCUGCUUUUCACUGUGAAAUGUUCACACCAGAUUAGGCUCAAAAGUUCUGAGAAGAAAUUCUCACACAAUAAACAAAACAACAAUAAAUAAUUUACAGACUUUGUCUACCAUUAAUGUGACAUUUAUCCUAUGCAGUUCACCUGAACAAGUAAUGGGGGAUGCAGUACAAAAAUGAAAAAAAGGGCAAUAACCCAGUUGCACAAAUGUACUCACUUUGCUGAAACAGCUUUUAGAAGCAAUUUCAGCAUCCAUUCUUCCUUGUUAGGAGCCUAUCAGCAUGUGUGUACCAUGUAAAAGCUUUUUCUUUUUUUUCUUUUUUUUAAAUCUACAGAUGUCCAAAGUCCUCUUCAUGUGUUUCAACAGAUUUUUUUUUUUUUUUGUCUCUUGGUUAAUUCAAAACAUCAGUGAAAUUUUAAAACAUUAGGGUUAAAUAUCUCCUACUGUGAGUGAAAACAGUGUUUCCCCACUAUGACACCAGAUUGGCCCUCCAAGUAAUAUCUCAGAUGAUUGAUAUGUAAUGACACCGGGUCAUUCCUAUACAGUCGGUGUUAAUAUGCAGCGCACAUUUUUGCAAUGCACCAAAUGGGGGAAGAAGAAAAACAACGACAAAUGUGAAGGAUGUGGAGAAAAGGAAUACAUAUUACAUAUUGUUAUUAUCUUAUCUCUUAGGUCCACAUGAGGUACCACCACACCCCUCCCCAGUCAGUGUUUCAUGUUUUAUCUGUUAUAUUAAAAUUCAAUUCAAAAAUCUUUUAUUUAUCCCAAAGGGAAAUUAAAUGUUAUUGUAAUUAAUUUAACUACUGUUCUCGAACAAAUAUGACCUCAGUAAAUCACCUUAUUUAGUAUUUAUUUGAUCAAAAAUAGCCGGCAUGUGUCUUUGUGGCAGUAAUCUCACGCUGAAAUUCCAUCCAAAUGUCUUUCAGGAGCUUCCGUACUUUCGGCUGUUGGGCAGUUGUUGCUAGGCAACCCGGAUUUAGCCACAACAAUGGCGGACAAAAGUUGUAAGAAAAAGGCAAACGCCGUCAUUUCGCAGACCAAGAAGCGUCCAUCAUCCAGUACUGCUGAGAGCUUCAAGAAGGUGGAAGCUAAACCAAAGGAAAGAUGUAACUCGAGUCCAACAAAAAAACAUAUUGAUGACAUUUUUGCCAAGGAGGAGCAGUACAAGCUGUUAAAUGCUGAGCUUGAAGCCAAAACAUCAGAGCUGGUGAGACAAGCAGAGCAACUCAUGAGAGAGCAAAGUGAAGUUCUGUCACAUCCUCUCUCCGAUGAAGUCGCCUUGGAAACGGAGGAUGGAGAUGGUUUCAGAAACUCAAAAUCUCAACCAAAAGCUGUACAGGAUCCUGGAAUGAAGGUGAGCAAAAAAACGGUCACAUCAGCAACACAGAGUAAGCAUGCUGGGAAACAAGGAAAGAAGCCACAAUGUAAAACAGCCACAUCAAAGGACUCUCAUGAUGCUGAAGCCCUAUUGGAUGAAACUGAUCUGUUCUUAGCAAAGACUAUUCUGGGCCUGGAGGAGAUGGAGUCUGUUCAGAACAACGUAGUAGACAAUGCUGAAGAUCACGGAGGAUCAGCCGUUUCUGAUGUUCAAACACGAGUGUUGAAGGCAAAGCUUCGAAUUAUGCAAGAAGAGAUCGACAUGCUUUCUUGUGAUUAUCAUAAGAAGGAAGACGAAAAUUCAAAGCUGGCUGCAAAAAUUAAAGAGCUUGAGGAGGACAGAGUCCGGCUGCAGAGGACCAUCAACAUCCAGCAAACACAGACUGAGAAGCAGAAAGCCUUAGCUGAAGAGUCGGCCAGAAAAUGUGACGAUCUCCAGCUGCAAGUGUCUGCGUUAUGCAAGGAAGUAGAAAUUCUGACUAGAUCCAAAAAGCAAGCGGCGCUUAUCCACAGCACCGCGGAGGUUCGUCUAAACAGAGCUGUGGAGGAGGUGGAGAGGUUGAAGUCUCAGCUCGCUAAGACAAAACAAAUAAACAAGGACAAAAUCAGUGAAGAACAACAAAGUAAAGAAAAUCUUUUGGCUGAAAACCAGGUUCUUAAGAAGCAGAAAACUGAACUUAUUGCUGGUUUCAAGAAACAACUGAAGUUGAUCGACAUUCUCAAAAGACAAAAGAUGCACUUUGAAGCUGCAAAGCUGCUGUCCUUCGCAGAAGAGGAAUUCAUGAAAGCUCUGGACUGGGGGAAGCCAUGAACAUGGAGAUAUACACAAUUUAUUUAAUUAUUUUUAUGUUUCUUUUUUUCUUUUAAGAAAAACACUUCAACAGGCUCCUUUUAGAGAUGGUUCUAUGUUUUGUAUUGUGAACUGUUUAGAUUUGAUUAGUUCACUGUAAAUUGUUUCCUCUUAAGAUGUCUUUUAUGAAUUUAAUAAAUGUUAACAGUCUAAAUAAAAACGAAAUAAACUUAAAAAAA